This is a messenger RNA of Didymodactylos carnosus, 4420 nucleotides long. The record is from the annotation of a GenBank genome assembly. Lineage: Eukaryota; Metazoa; Rotifera; Eurotatoria; Philodinida; Philodinidae.
AUGGCUGUUACUCCUCAAUUGUCGUCGCCUGCAGUGCUGCCAGGUGGAAACAGUACCACUUUUAUCAGCACUCAGACAGAUUGUGAUAACACUUUUGUAUCUUCAAGUACUAAAAAGUUAACUACAUUGCCUGGAGAAGAAAUUCAUCAUGAUUGUUUUGAAAUAUUCACGCCAAAUGAUCCACGUAUAGUUGCAUUCGUUGACAACAUUAGUAGCGACCAAACGCAAGAGCCAAUUUUACAAUUGCCUCAGGAGAAGAAUUAUUCCAGCACUCCAAUAAGACCAAGAAGAUUUAUACAACAGGUAAGAUAUAAAAAGUUGGCUGCUGGUUUCCUUAACUACAUUGUUCUUUUAUUACUUCUAUCGGAUGAAAAGUCGCAAAGCAGUAGUUCGACCAACGCAAGGGACAUUUCAUUCAUUAGUGAUGUGCCACCAUUGUGUAGAACGAAUACAACAUCUUUACUAUUAUACGAAUUCGCUUUUGAUGAAGUAUGUGACUGGUUAAUUGGAACGUUGAACACUGGCAUUAUCAUUUCAUUGAUCGACAUCCAAGAAAAAUACAGAAAUGUAGUGAAUAUUCGUAAAGAAAAAGUAACAGAAUCAAUAUUGCGAUCGGCCAAUAUUCGUAAACGUCUAGAAAAUCGCUUUUCCAACGUACUUCAUUUUGAAACACCAUCGGAUAAAGAGGGAACCUACGUUUGUUAUAACAAUAUAUCAUCUUACGUAAAAUUAUCAUUGUCAAAAGCAAGAGAGAAUCAAUACUCCAUGUGUCGAAGCAGUAAUUCGAAUGAAAUCAACGGUAACCAGACAGACUCAGAAAAAUUAUUCGACGCGAUACGUAUUAUUCGGGAUCACAUUUCAAUUGGGCAUCAGACAUUGAAAACAUUUGGCAGUAAGACUGAAACGUUGACUUCCUUCACAACUGACGAUUUUUGGAACUGUGCACCUGUACUUUUAAGAAAUUUUAUUGGGUUAAGUACACUAAACGACGAAAGUUUUUAUAAGGUGCGACGUAAUUAUGAAUAUUAUGAUUUGUUGACGUCAGAUUUAUUUGAAAAAUCUAACAAAUGGGUUAAAAUUUGUAGCAUUACAUAUGAUAUUAUGAAUUGCAAAAACGAUGCUGUGUUAAGUCCUAAACAUUAUUUGUUAGCAAAUGAAUUAAUGAAGCACGAACGAUCAGCCGAUCUUGUUUCUAUUUUUAAUCGAUAUGGACAUACAUGCUCAUACCAAACUAUAACAAAACUGCAUGAAGAAGCUGCAAGAAAAGAGGGUACUGGCUAUCAAUUGCCGAAAACAGUUCGACCACAUUGUUUCGCAAUCAAAUGUGCCGACAAUUUUGACAUCAAUCGAGAUACGAUUCAUGGAACUGGUAGUUUUCAUAUAAUGAAUCAAAUAAUUAUUCAAAAUCCAGAAAACCUCAUUUUACAAGGAACAGCUGAAGUUGCAAAUAAUGUGUCCGAUACGAAUGCAACGACUGAGGAUCAGCUAAACCUGUCGUCCACUAUGGACAUAGAUAAUUCCAGUUUUGUUAGUCAAAUGAAUGCCACAAGUCAACCUUUAAAUGAAAAUGCAACGAAAAUUGCAUCUGCAUCAAGAAUAACAACGGAGAAACGUUAUGUCGCAUUUACAGAUGAUUUAUUUAAUAUACCCCUGUUUGCAUAUGGACUUAGUAAAUUUUAUUCGGCAACUGUUAAUGUUGAUAUGCCAUUAUUAACCGGCUUUUUUGCUACUUAUUAUUAUACGAAAGAAAGGCCAGUACAUAUUGUGUCUUUCUGCCCACCUAUUAAUGAAGAUCCAAGUAGCCAAACUUGUGCAAAGAUUUGUCUUCAGAUGACAAAAUCAGCCAUUUUGGACACUCAUUCCCAACAACAAUGUGUACUUGUUGCUGAUGAAAAGAUUUACAGUAAUUGUAUAAAGGUGAAAGAUAUUAGCAACAGCAGUAAUUCAUUCUCAAAUAUUUUUCUAAUGCCCGGUGAUUUCCAUAUAAUGAAGAACUAUAUGAUCAUGAUAUGGACCAUCUUAGAUGGCAUAGGAAUAGAUGAUUUAUUGGGUCAUAUCUAUCAUGGUGGGACACUUAGAGCAAUUCUAAAUGUGGUUCAUUUCAACAAAUCCUUCCGAUCUGUGAAAUUAUUAUAUACAUCUUUGUUCAUGUUAUUAAUUGAACAAUUUCGUCAUUUUUUGUCGUCGUCACCCAAAUAUUUCGCAAUGUUGCAGCAAAUAGAAAAUAUCUUGUCACAAAUACCAAACAAUUUUGUAACAGAUUCAGUUAAGCAAUCUUGGUUCAGAAAUUUUACCGCAUCUUUACAUUCAUUAGAUGUAAAGGACACGUUCGAUAAAUGGUGUCAGGAUUGUUCGUCGAAAUCUAACACGUUUCGUUUUUGGGUCUUUGUGUUAUUUCACCUUUUGGAACCAUUAAUCAAACUGUACAUUGCCAUCCGAUCAUCAAAUUUCAGUGCACGCAACGAUGCUAUUUCGUUAAUGGUUCCAUUAUUUUUUGCACAUAAACGGCGUAAUUACGCGCCAUUAGGUGCUCGACAUAUUGUAGAUUUGCAACGUGCGUCUCCAUACCUGUUAAAGUAUUUGGCUACAUCAUUUUCCGUUCAACGUACAAAGAGACCAUUUUCAGCUAUUGCUGUUGAUCAAACGAUCGAAUGUACAAUAAAUAAAUACGGAAAAGGACGUGGUGGAAUAACUGGUCAUUUCAAUACGCAUUUAAUCGAUAAGUGGACUCAAUCGUUUGCAUUUCGAUCAUUGUUGUCUAACAUUACGUCCGAAAUUUGCGGCUACGAAACAGAAUCGAAUAACAUAGACAGUCAUCUUGAAUGUUCACCGAAUCGUAUUGUUGUUGAUCAAAAUGAUUUGCAACUAAUUUUAUCGAAAUUAAAAUCUGAAAACUUAUUUUCAUUAGACUCUGAAUACAUGAAGAUAUUAUUUACGGGGAAGAUUAUUCACAAAGAUAUCAUUGACAGCAUCUGUACAUCUUAUCAGCGUGGUUUCCGUCUACUAAAAGAGUACAUAGAGGAUCGUUAUUUGAAUGGAAAAAUUAAAAUAGAAGAAAAGAUUAAUUUUGGUGUAACAUUGAGAAUAAUUGAUGCAGAUAAAUAUUCAGGUAGGACGGCGAAGAAAGAAAAGGCUCCAACAUAUAAUCAAGUGGAAUCGUAUAUUAGAAAAAUAUUUAUUAUUGGUUGUGCUCGAUCAAUUGAUCUGAAUAAUAUCUUUCAACAUGAGUUCACAAAUGCACCAGUAUCGUUAUGUAACCGCAAGUUUCCGAAUUUGCUAUAUCAGUCGAGUAAAUCUGUGGUUCAAAAAUUUCUUCAAGACACGUUCCCUUCGGCAUGUUUUAAUCCAUUUUGGACAACAAAUCCAGAAGAAUCUGCUUUAGUUAUUGAUGGCGGAGCACUUUUACAACAGAUACCGCCAAGAGAAGGAAAAAAGCCAGUGCAUUAUUAUGCCAGUCAAUUAAUGGAACAGUUAAUAAAAGAACACUUUAACAACAACAGCAGAAUAGAUGUCAUAUUCGAUUCCCCCAAAUCAAAACAAAUAAAAGCUUUUAUUCAGCGUCACGGUAUAACAACUGUAAAAGCUCCAUACAGUAUGAACGAAAAUAGCAUACUAGAAGUUGGUGAGGAGUACAACAAGUUAUUACGUUCAAGUCGGGCUGUUGUGGCAAAAGCUGUCAGAGAUUCGUGGUUAAAGCUAUAUGAUAAAUUACCGAAAAAUAAGUAUUUGGUUGUAGCUGGUCCAGAUGAACAAGUGUUUGUAUUAACCAAAGAGAACGUUGGUUUGGACGAUAAUUUAAGAUCUAAUCAUAUCGAAGCUGACACAAGAAUCUUUCUUCAUAUUAAGAACAUUAGCUCGUUUCAGAAUUUCAUGCAAGUGAUUAUUCAAGCGACAGAUACAGACAUCAUUAUAUUAGCCAUUGGUUAUGCAUUACAGUUGGGUAUAAAAAUAUUCGUACAUUGUUCAACUUCAAGAAAAAAACCGAUUAAAUAUUUUGAUUGUUCAUUUAUUGCGCAAAAAUCACUCGACGCAGUGAGAACUAUUCAAGCAGUUUCAUAUUUAAGAUCAUCAUCAUCCGAAUCAUUAUUAAACAAUUUGUUACCCACAACAAAUUCUUUUCAUUAUCACUGCAAACGUGUUUCUUUGCAAUGUAAUAUUUGGUAUCAGUCUACUUGCAAUGAUAUUGAUUAUCCUCCAAUGGCUGGUAAUGGUUAUGUUUUACAAGAUGGAGACAUAGGAAUCGAAUGGAAAUCGAUGCCCUCGAUGCCAAUUACAGACCAGAUGACGACUUGUACGUGUAAAACGGGAUGUACAACGAAAAGAUGCAAAUGUUUUAAACUUCACUUUAAAUGUACUAUGUUAUGCAAGUGUACACUAUGUCAAAAUUCGUACAACAGUCAAUCCGGGUGUUUCCCAGAUU